AUGGGAAACCUGAACACUCCCAACUCCGGAGAGGGCACAACCGAUACACCUCCUACGUUGGGAGUAGCUGGGGCAACUCCGGAAGGGACCGAGAAUCCUCAAAUCCACGACCUGGAAGAGAGCGAUUCCGAGCCGGAACCCGGGAAGGAAGCACCCGAGAGGGCUGCGGCUAUAGAGUCCUCCAUAACCGCCUACCUGGAGCAGAUUUUAUCUAAGAGAUUCGACACCAUGCAGUCCAUGGUAGAACGCAUACCAGGAGUAGCUCCCCCAAUCCGGAGGAGCAAUCCAUAUUCCUACGCCGAUACCCCUUUCGUGGAGGAAAUCGCCUCAGUCGAGAUGCCUAGAAAUUUUUCCUUCCCCAGCAUCAAGAUGUAUGACGGUACUGGCGACCCCGACGAUCACAUCACGCAGUACAAGCAAAGGAUGUUGGCGGUUGCACUCCCUAAGGAGUCCCGCGAAGCCACGAUGUGCAAAGGGUUCGGUUCCACUCUGACCGGACCUGCCUUGCAAUGGUACAUCAAUCUCCCCACCAGGUCCAUAUCAUCCUUCGCAGGCCUGAGCGACAAAUUCGUGGAGCAAUUCGCAAGCAGUAGGAGCCUGGAGAAGACUUUAGAUGGUCUCUACGAGAUCCCCCAGCAUCGAGUGGAACCCCUGCGAGGCUACAUAGCCCGCUUCAACCAGGAGAAAGUGGUGGUCCCCGAAUGCAGCAUCCCUACCGCGAUCUCUGCCUUCAAAAGAGGUCUACUUCCAGAUGGGGGGCUAUACAAAGAGUUGACCAUGUACCCUUGCAAGACCAUGGAAGAUGUGUUGUCCCGAGCCUGGGCGCAGGUGAAGUGGGAGGAAGAUGUGGCUAGCCGUGCCAAGGCUCAGCCAAAGCAGGACCAAAGGACAGCCCGAUCAGAUCGAGGAGACCGAGAGGAAAGAUCCUCCCAGAAAGGAUCCAAAGACUCUGGUAGUAGGAACUGGGGCAGGUUCCAGUACCGGCCUCAAGAGAAGGAAGAAGGGAUGUCGGUAUCUACCUGGCCCGAUAUCUCCCAUCUCUCAGUAUCAACACCAGAGCUAGUCAACGCACUGAGACAGAUGGGCCAACAGGUUAGGUGGCCUCCAAAGAUGAAAGCACCUGACUCGUUCCGGAACCCGGAACUUUGGUGCGACUUCCAUCGCGAUCAUGGCCACAAAACCAAAGACUGCAUCGCCUUGAGGAUCGAGGUCAAUGAACUACUCCAAAAGGGGCAUCUCCGAGAAUUCCUCUCAGAGAAAGCCAAGGCCCACCUCAGUAAAGAGACUGCAGGGAAACCCAAAGGAGCUGCACCAACUUCACCACCUCGCCAAGAUCAGGUGAUCCAAGUCAUAUCCGGAGGUUCGGAAGUUUGGAAGUAA
Messenger RNA from Brassica napus (rape), 1380 nucleotides. RefSeq lists its product as uncharacterized. The transcript has a single exon. NCBI's taxonomy places the organism in Eukaryota, Viridiplantae, Streptophyta, Magnoliopsida, Brassicales, Brassicaceae. Bases 1 to 1380 code for a protein of 459 amino acids. The record is from RefSeq and is a predicted model, not a curated record.